Messenger RNA from Paramecium pentaurelia, 1293 nucleotides. The record is from the annotation of a GenBank genome assembly. NCBI's taxonomy places the organism in Eukaryota, Ciliophora, Oligohymenophorea, Peniculida, Parameciidae.
AUGUACAAUUGCAUAAUAUGUACUUAGGAAACUGAUUUUUCAUCAAAAUGUGAUUGUCACUUUUGUUUAUUUUGCUUGCUAAAUUGGUUUGAUGAGAAAAAUAGAGAUAAACCUGUAGAAAUACUUUAGUGUCCAAAUUAAGGUUGUAAUUUCACAUAUAAUCGAAAUGAAAUCUUAAGUUUUUGUUCUCUAUAACCUUAUGAGAAGAUGAUUUAAGAAAUCUUGCUCAAAGAAUAUUUAAAAAAUUAAGAUAUCCGUCCUUGUCCAAAUGGAAAAUGCAAAUAUUUUGGUUACAUAGAAUUAGACAAUAAAUGUGAUGACGAACUUGAAUGCUUUGAAUGCGGAAUGAAAUGGAGAGACUUUGCUUUGGCUUCAUAUACAUUUUAAACAGAAUAUAUGAUAAAAAAUAUUUUUGGAAUAAUAAGAGAAUUUUGCUAUUGCUUUAUUACUACUAAUGAGUGUCCUAACUGUGGAAUUUUAAUACAGAGAAAUGGUGGUUGUAAACAUAUAACAUGUAAAGCUUGUGCACAUCAAUUUUGUUGGUAUUGUAAAUAAUAAUGGGGAAGGCAUAAGGAAUCUUAAUGUUUUAGUUCAGAAGCAAUAUCAAUAGGCUUGCUUCUAACUUUCCCUAUCAAUAUUUUGCAUUAAUUUGGAAUAUUUUCAUAUUUUCUUUAUGUUUUUUAUCCUUUGUUAUUGUUAUUGGAAUUGUUAAUUAUGAAUGUAUUAGUUAUUGGAACCGGUUAUGGGACAUUCAUUUUGGUUAAAUCAAUUAUUGAUCUGAAGAAUAAUCGAAGAGGCUUUUGCUCUAAUCUUUUAGCUUUUGGAGGAUCAAUUUUAUUGUUGAUUAUUGAAUAUUUUAUCUUUUGGUUUUCAUCUGUGUUUUUGGAUAUAACUUUUUAGAAGGCAUUCAUAGGCAUUUUAAUUGAACUUUCAAUUGCCAUUUUAUUCAUUGGUUACUUAAAUAGAGUGAGUUUGAGAUGGAUUUUAAUUCCGUUGCUUGCAAUAUUUUUAUUUUACUUUUUUGGAUUUAAUGGUUUUAUCAUGCUUAUUUGGUAAAUUCCAGUAUUAACAGGUUCAAGAAAUUUUCUUUCAUAAGUCGGAUUUAAUGCAUUAGCUAUUGGUCUGCUAAUUUUAUUCAACAUAUUUAGUUUAUUAGAAUUAUUUAGCUCAAUUCUAAUAUAUUUAAUAUUGGGUUCUACAUAUUUUUAAUAUAAAACAAAUUACAACAAAAGUAACUUAGUAUUUGUGGGAAUUGUAGCAUUAUCUUACCUUUAUGAAUUAAUAUUUGCAUGA